UUUUUACUUUUCUAGUCGCGUCAUAAGCGUUGCUUAGGUAACACGUAUCGUGGCGUUCUUCGACUUUCAGUUCGUUUUCCAGCGCACAAUCACGGUUUUUCUCAAUUUCCCGCAUACACACACCGUAUAUGGAUAGUUUAGUGUUUAUAGAAACCCUUCGGAACGCCGAACAUAGUGUUGCCAUCGCGAAAAAUAGUGAUUUUUUCCCAGUAGUGUAAAAAGCCAGAGGACUUGGCGCGUGGCUCGAUUGUAUUGUUGGUUGCCUGAAUCGCAUUUAUCAUGAGUACGAGUGUUUACAGUUCGGCAAGACCCUUGCUCACGAGCAAUAAUCAGGAAAUAAAGAGAUUUAUCCUGCCCAAAGAACAAAAAGUGAGCAGGAGAUUGUUUGGACCGGUCGACCCUCAAGCGACAAAAAAAUUCAUUGACGAGGAGAUGAAAAAAAUGAUCGUAAUCAAGUCAGAGUUGUGGAACUUUGAUUUUAAACAGGAGAGGAAUUUGGAUCCGAAUGGUUUGUACGAUUGGAGGCCUGUAACGCCCAAAAAGCAGAUCAGACCGAUCAAGAGGAGGAACGGUUCGGAUUUGGAUAAUUCUGAUCAGUACUGUCACAUACCUGAGUUCGAGGUGAUCAAACCAAGACCUGUGAGGUUUGGAUCUUCUCCAAGCAGUGUGAGGAAUGCACAACAAAGCAGAAUAACAGAUUACAUGAAAGCAAUAAAAAGACCAGCACCCUCUGCAGACAUCUCAAAAAAGCAACCCUCAUCAGAGUGGAACAUACCCCACAAAAUACCCCGUCUGGACCUUGCAAGUUAAAACUUGAUUUUGGAGACAUCGCAUUCAAGUCAAAAGCAACAAAUAUAUCCGUAAAAUAUUUCUAAAACUAUCCAAAUUUUAUCUAAAACGAUCUUAAGUCUGUAAGUGCCUUAUAUUACAUAACAAGAGAUAUAAAUAUGAUUGAUUGAUUAUAUUUUUUAGUAAUUACAUAUAUUUUUAUGUACCUAGUAAAAUUAUGAAAUAUUUUACUAGCGAAUUUGUUGCUUUUGAUCAUCUAUUUUUACCUACUUCCACUUGGAUACAAAUUAUAUAUGAUCUCCUAAAAAAAUAUUUUAUUAUUAUUUUUUAAAGUAGAGUACAAUUUAAGUUUUUUUUUGUUCAAAGAAAUCUAAUAUAAACGAAAUAGACCCGAACCAUAGAGCGUAUCAAUAAUUAUAAUUUUAAAUGGCGUUCGGGUCUAUAAACUUAACCUUAGGUUACUAUAUCUACUGUACUAUAAUUUUUUGUUGGUCUUUUGGACUUUUAAGUAUAUUUAUUUUUCAUGUGAUCUCCUAAUGAUGAUGAAGAUGACGAAGAGAAAUCUUUGUUGAUGUUUAUUUUUUUUGUGUCUUUUGCUUAGCGAGUUACCCUCAUUAACUACCCCUUUUUCUGUAUAACUCAUUUUUUUGGAGGCUUUUUGAGAGAAAAAAUGGUAAAUUUUACCUUUUAAAAUAUUCUCUAUUUGUUGUAAACUUUUGGACUACACUGUAUACAGUAAUAUCAUAUUUAAGGUCGUGAUUUUUGAGACUAUUCUAAGAAAAAACUUGAAUAUAAGUUUUUUUGGAAAAUAAUGCAUAUUUUAAGCGAAGUCAGUGGCGUAACAUUGUUUAUACAGGACAUACAUUCAAAUGAAGAUUUUUCUGUUAGAAGAAUGUCCAAGAAUCACACCUUUAAAUAUUAACAUGUCACGCAUGCUAAGGAACACUCUGUAUAAUAAAAAAAAAUUAUUUCAAUUUUAACAUUGCUACUUGUGUUAAAAAUUUAAGAAACAAAAAUUUAUUUUUUCCUUGGUUUUGGUAGCACUAUAUACAGGGUGUUUUAAAGUCGACUCUCACAAUUUGAGGCCUUGGAAACGCUAAUAUAUACUGAGUGGCUCAAAUAGGGGACUAUGAUGAACUUAUCUUUGUCAUUUCUGCAAAAUAUCAAAAAUUGAAGCACCCGGUAUGUUCCUUUUUUUUUCAAAAAGUCUUCUACAAAUUCUUGCGAUUUUGUGUUAGUUAAAUUUUAGUUAAUAAAUACCUAUUUUCAGUUAGUAUUAUUAGCUAAAAUCCUGAACAACGCAGAGUCAUCAAAAUAUCUCAUCACAAUACAGUACCUUACAGAUUUGUACAUAUAUUAAGUUUUAACCAACCCUGUACAAUGAACUUUGUAUAUUUUCAACACACAGUAUUCUAGUUUUUUAGUAAAUUUUAUAUAUCCUGGUAGAAAUUUUAUCGAUGAUCAUAUGUAGUUUUUUUUCAGCGUUUUGUACAUAUAUAAACCAAAAAUAUGUAUGUAUACAGGGUUCAGUCAAAAAGUUUUUUUUCUUUUUUGAAAUUGAUUAGUAUAGAAUGAUGUGCAAUGACGGUAUGAGUGUAUGUGUAUAUAUAAUAUAUAGGGAAAAACCAAAAUACCUAACCAAGAGUUUUUAAAAAAAGAUAUUUUGAUGAUGGUCGUGUAAAUUAGUUUUAUGUUCGUUUUUUUUUCUAAAGAUAAUAUAAAGAUACAUAAAAUGGUGGAAGAUUCGAAGUUAAUAUUAUAUAAAUAUUAUUAUUUUUAAAAAACUUCAAAUUAAUAUUAAUAAUAAUUAUAGAUAUCAUCUACCUUUUUACCUGACAUUGUUCUUUUUAUUUUAAAAACUUUAUUUUGUAGCCCAAAGAAAUUAAGUACAAAUUAUAAAUUUUUUGCAGAAUCCUUUUUAUAUACGGGGUGGUACGCAAAUGAUGGAGCUUUCUAUAGGUGGGUUCAAAUAAUCAGUGAGAUAAAAUAAAAAAUAAGCAAUAUUUUAUUAUUUUUAAAUUUUUAUAGAUUAAAAAAAACAUGUUUCAGUAAUUUUUAGGAUACUAAACUCAUUGUAAGUGGUUAUAGAAGUUUUUUUUUGUAUUUUUAUUACAAAUUUAAUGUUAUUAUUUUUUUUUUGAUGUUUGAACCCACUUUGUUGGAUUUUUAAGCUAUCCAAGGUUAGGAGAGCCCAUUUUUUUGACCGCCCUGUAUUUUUGGCAGCUUUUUGCGCCAUUUUGUCUGAAUUUUGGAUCGGUGAAUUGAAUUUUUGAAUAUUCGUGGGGCUAAUAUAGUAUCGUAGGGAUUAAAGCCAUUGCUAAUGGAAACAGGAGACAUUUUUUGUAUUUUUUUUUCAUUUUUAUAUAAAAAACCUUAAUUAACUAAUUUUUUACUGAUAAUGCAGUAUAUUAAGUAUACUCUCCUGUUUUCUAUUAGUUUUCUAUUAAUUAUAAAUUCGUAAAUAGAGGAAAAAAUAUGGAAGUUUGGUACGUAGGCAGACAUAUUGAGCGUAACAUUGUUGCAGAUCUCACUAUUCUGCACAAUACCGUAUGAUCCGAGAGAGAAAAAAACGAUGUCAUAGUAACCUUUGAAAUUUUUAUAAGGCUACUAUGACACCGUUUUUUUUCCUCUCGAUCGUAUGGUUAAUUUUUUCAGAUCGAUGCUCGUGGCGAUUUUGAGACCGUUUUGUAAUAAUAUAAAAAUACAAUAAAAACAAAUAUAUAUAUUUAACGUAACAUCUGUGAUGGUUUACGAUUAAUGAUCUCAAAAUAAGAAAGAAAUAAUAUAUAUUUUGUGGGAUAGGUUUUUGUUGGUUUCGAUUCUUUUUGAAACACCCUGUAUACUUUAAACGUUAUUAACAAUUAUUUAUUGUUACAAAAAUAAAAUUACACAGUUUGACCAUUAUAAAUUUUGAAAGAAUAUUUUGGUUAAAUUGUAUAGUAAUAUUCUUUAUAAUUAAUUUUUGUAUACAGGGUGUGACGGAAAAGAUGUGGUUACAAGUUAUUGUGAGGGUGGUUUGUGCCAAUAAAAAGUUAUUCCGUUUUUUUUAAAUAAAACAGAAAAUAAAUAAGAAUUAAUAUUUAGAUUUAAUUAAAAUUAAAUGUAAAUUUGUUGUAAAAAUAAUAUUAUAUAGUAUAUGUGAAGCUAAUUAAUACAGCCUCAUUUUGUUAUUGUAAA
Molecule: messenger RNA, 3966 nt
Organism: Sitophilus oryzae (rice weevil)
Lineage: Eukaryota; Metazoa; Arthropoda; Insecta; Coleoptera; Curculionidae
Exons: 2
Coding region: 280-810 (176 amino acids)
Biological process (GO): regulation of cell cycle
Cellular component (GO): nucleus
Molecular function (GO): cyclin-dependent protein serine/threonine kinase inhibitor activity
Source: RefSeq, a predicted model, not a curated record